AUUCACACACACACACACACGGAGAUAGAAUUACUAAUAUUUGCUACUAAUGGGAUAAUAAGCUGGUGUCUCUGUGCAAUGUGCAAAACAAGAGGCCUUCCUUCAUUAGCUUUCAAUACAAUGUUAAACUAAAAGACUUUUAACUAAUCAAAUAUUUUAUUUUACUCCUUAAAAUUGACAAGAAGGGGGUCCAUAAAUAAUCACAUAAGAAACUUUUGCAGUGUUCACCAAGAGGAUGAUUUAAACGGGGUUGUGGGUUGGGAAGUACGUCUCGUUCUUCUUGUUUGGUUGAUGGGAAAAGGGUAGUUUUCCGUUUGGGGAAAGUGGUUUUAUGAGUAUGGAAACCGGUGGGUUUGGCGUUUCAGACAAGGCAUCGCCAUCACCAUCGCCAUCAUCAUCAUCAUCAGCUGCCAGAGCUGCGAGUAGUAUUGAUGAUGACCGGCUGGAGGGCGGUGGACUUGGAUUGGGUUUGAAGCUGCAACGCAUCGAAUCCUUCCCUUUUAGGAUCACGGCUCAUCAGGACCGUCCCUUCCCCUCAUCUGCAACAUCCGGAGGUGAUGGCCCCACCCCUCUCAUCGGAGAUGGUGAUGAUCAUAUAUACUAUGUUUCAGCGGCAGCAGCCGCAGCAGCUGGUGCUGGCGCUGGUACUGCUGGUGAUGCUGCAGUUUUAAAGGCUAAUUUGCAGCAGCCUUUUCUCGUUUCAACCAGCACUGCUUCUUCUUCUUCUCCUUCUUCUUUUACUCCCAGCACCGCCUUCAAAUCCCCAGGUGCAGCAGGAGGGAUGGCAGCAUCUGUGGGGUUUCCUUUUACGGUGGCUCAGUGGAGGGAGCUUGAGAGACAAGCUAUGAUCUACAAGUAUAUGAUGGCCUCUGUUCCGGUUCCUCCCGAUCUUCUCACUCUCGACCCUUUUCUUCCGUCAUCUGCUACUUCCCACUACCACACCUUGGUCGGGGGGUCUGCUGCUUCGGUACUCAAUCUGCGGUUCGCGAAUGGAAGUGCGGAUCCGGAGCCGGGGAGGUGCCGGCGAACGGACGGGAAGAAAUGGAGGUGCUCGAGAGAUGUGGCCCCCAACCAGAAGUACUGCGAGCGUCACCUGCACAGAGGCCGUCCCCGUUCAAGAAAGCCUGUGGAACUGAAAGCACCUGAAAAUCUAAAUCCCUGCAAAGUUUCUGAAUCUACUUUAAAAAACAAUGGUGCUUCUGCUUCUGCUUCUUCUUCCCCGUCUUCCUUGUUUCUCAAGCCCACCACUCAAGAGUCCCACCAGAGACCUGCUGCCUCGCAUUUUCAAUCCUGUUUCUCUGCUGCUAAUUCAUACAAAGAACCCAGGAGCUUGGAGUGGGCAAUGAAGCAAGACGAAACUGAUCAACAGUAUUGGCAGCGUUUGAUGCAAACUAAGAUAGGAUUAACCACUGAAACCUCGUUUUCCAGUGCCAGUACCUCUGUUUUUCACCAACAUUACGAACCAGAGGAGCCUCCAAAGUACUUGAACGCUUAUAGACAGUUCGCCACCUGCGAAGAUAAGCAGCAGAGCCCGAGAGCUUUCAUCGACGCCUGGUCCAACGCCGUCACGGACACCCCCGCCGCCGCCAACAACAACGAUUCCUCUAUUUCUUCAAACGCGAAGCUCUGUCUCUCCAAUCUCAACCUUUCCAUGGCCAUGGCUGGAGGCGAACUCAUAGAGGAGGAGAUGGGUUUGGAAGCUGAUGCUACCGAUCAUUCAGAUCGAAACAAUCGAAACUGUCAUGUCUCUUGGGCAGCUUCCGCGCCGGGAGGGCCACUAGCCGAAGUGUUACGCCGGAGCGGCGUCGCUGCCUCAACUUCGACGUCUCCUCACCCCGGACACGGCGAUUCAGGGAGCCCUCCGGCGACCGGAAUGUCUUCUCCAUCUGGGGUUCUCCACAAAACGCUCGUUUCUCUGUCGGAUAGCAGUGGGAGCAGCAGCCCCACGAUUGGGACUUCGACGGCGAGAUCUGAGAUUGCUUUCUGGUUGAUGAAUCACAACACCUAGUGGGCAAAUUAAUUCCUGAGGAAAAAUUAGCAAAUUAGGAGAUGUCUGCUUUGGGAUUUCUUCAACUUGGCGGUUGCUUUAGUACCUUCUCAACUUUAUUUGCGUAUUUUCUUUGCAUCUGAACUAGCUGUUUUGUUUUACGGUUUGUCAAAUGUUGAUGGAUCAUGUUCAAAAUUACAGAAGUCUACAUUGUGUGUUGGAUCGUUAAUACAAUUGCUCUUUCAGAGGCUAA
This is a messenger RNA of Malania oleifera, 2240 nucleotides long. Its product is annotated as growth-regulating factor 7. Gene Ontology annotation, cellular component: nucleus. Gene Ontology annotation, biological process: developmental process; regulation of DNA-templated transcription; DNA-templated transcription. NCBI's taxonomy places the organism in Eukaryota, Viridiplantae, Streptophyta, Magnoliopsida, Santalales, Ximeniaceae. The coding region runs from base 332 to 2008 and encodes 558 amino acids. The transcript is spliced from 4 exons. The record is from RefSeq and is a predicted model, not a curated record. Gene Ontology annotation, molecular function: ATP binding.